CUCGGUGCUGUUCCCCCAAUCCCUUCUCCCCCGCACAUCUUGCUCGGCCGUCGUGGGUUGCAUCGCCGCCGCAGAAAUUGGAGCGCCCGCCGGCUACCGCACAGGUCGCGGGUGGUGGUUGAGCGCGCGCGCGGGGCGGAGGCGCGAGAGGCUGCGGUGGUGCGCGCGGGGACUGCAGAAGAGAGGUGGAGUGGGUGAAGGUCGCCGCGGUGCUCUGUCUCCAAUCCGCCAAGGGGUGCGGGGUGAAGGUCGCCGGCGACGCUGCAUUUCCGGCGAGGGGACUUGCCACGGAAUUUCUGAGCAUCAACAAUGUCUGAGACAAGCAAAAAAAAGUGACGGUCAGGUCGCACAAGCAAGCCAACAGGGUGUAGAUGAAAUAGAGCGUAGGUACGCCCACCACAGCAACAAAACAUGCCGGUAAUUGUCUAUAAGUGUAUGCGCACUAAAGAGAUCAUCUAUCGCGGGAAGCGCCCAUCAUACAUAGAUAGUAAUACCAGUGCACCAGAUGCAUUUAGAAGGCAAGGAUAUCAUGCAAGAGGAGGAAUCGAAGCCAAAACGGCGGAGGACAGGCAAAAACGAGUAGGAACUAAUGGAUGGAUCAAGCAAAAAGGGCAUUCAAGAAGAUCAUCAUGCAGUUAAUCGUGAUGCCGAUCCCUCGCAUGCGAUUGAAUAUCAUCAAGAGGGCUGGAGAAGCACACCCUUUAUUGGGUACCAGCAUCGGGGAAGAAAGAAGAUUGCUGCCCGUGGCAAAUGUCCGCUAGACAUCAACAACAAUCCGAGUGUUUCCAUAGAUGGUGAUGGAAAUGUUGAGAAAGACACUGCUGUGGAACAACCACCAAAAGCAAAAUGUCAAAAGACCAGAUCUAAUGAGGAUAAGAGAAACAAGGCAUCGUCUGCAAGGCUUUUCAAGCUGAAUAAACUUCUUGUACAUGUUCAACAAGGCCAAGCUCAAGUCACUUUCAGUCAAUUUCUGACACAGCCUUAUACAGAUCAUGGGGAAAGAGAAAGGGAGGCUUGUGUUCUUCAGUAAGCCAGGGGACAGGGAUGAAAGAAGCACACAACCAUGGGGGAAAGUGAAAGUUAAAUCUGACCUUUUUUUGUGCUUCUUCUACCCUUAGUCAAUAUGAAUUGCCUGGAGAACAAAUCCUAAACCAGCCACCAUUGGAGGAUUGUGGAGAGUUUUCUGGAUCUGGGAGUUGUCCCUUUGUGGCUUGGGAGAGAGAAGAAG
Triticum dicoccoides is the source of this 1228-nucleotide messenger RNA. RefSeq lists its product as uncharacterized. The coding region runs from base 590 to 1030 and encodes 146 amino acids. The record is from RefSeq and is a predicted model, not a curated record. Lineage: Eukaryota; Viridiplantae; Streptophyta; Magnoliopsida; Poales; Poaceae. The transcript is spliced from 7 exons.